CAAAUUGUCGGUCUGUCGAGCGCUCCCAAUAUAACACAAUAUUCUGGAUUCUUGACCGUCAAUAAGAAGUAUAACAGCAAUAUAUUCUUCUGGUAUUUUCCGGCACUCAAUAAAGACAAAAAGGCGCCGCUAUUGCUAUGGCUUCAGGGAGGACCGGGAGGUACAUCACUGUUUGGUUUGUUCAAUGAGCAUGGUCCAUUUGUGCUUAACAAGAAUCUAAAGGCAACACUCCGUGAAUACUCUUGGAAUCAGGAGUUCUCUGUCGUAUACAUUGAUAAUCCGGUCGGAACUGGAUUUAGCUUCACUGACAACGACGCCGGUUAUGCUAAGGAUGAGACAGACGUGGCUCGCGAUCUAUACGAAGCUAUCCAACAGUUUCUCACUUUAUUCCCUAAUGAAAGACUAAAUGAUUUCUAUAUAACCGGAGAGUCAUAUGCGGGUAAAUACGUGCCGGCGAUCGCCUAUAAGAUCCACUCUGAAGGCAACGCGUCUAACAUA
Messenger RNA from Medioppia subpectinata, 498 nucleotides. The record is from the annotation of a GenBank genome assembly. Lineage: Eukaryota; Metazoa; Arthropoda; Arachnida; Sarcoptiformes; Oppiidae.